AUGGGCAGGUCAUUCAGCGGCAGGGGAGGACGGGGCACUGAGCGUUUCCACGGGUCUAAAAUAAGCAGUGCCAGGUUCCAGCGGGCAAGGAAAGAAUACGCCAGUUCGCACAAGGCCAGGUCAAGCCACGCCCGUUCACACGGGGACGUGAAUCCAGAUGCCCGUUCUAACCCGAUUUCAAGCAGUCAGUUGGAAGCCAAAUGUCCCAGUUACCGGUUCUUUACCUGUACGGUGUCCCAUCAGUGCAUCAGUAAAUCAUGGCGUUGCGAUGGCUUCAAUGACUGCGGGGAUGGGUCUGACGAGUUCCAGUGUAGCCAUUGUCACUCGCAUGAGUUUGAAUGUGAUAACGAUGGUUGCAUUCUUGGUUGGCAUCGGUGCGACGGGUAUAAUGACUGCGGAGACGAAAGUGACGAAAAUUACGUACAGUGUGGCCAAUGUGAUGCUGAGAACGAGUUUGCCUGUAAGACCAAUGGAAGAUGCAUACCACGUGACUGGGCAUGUGAUGGUUACAUCGACUGCCUUGAUCGGAGUGAUGAAUUAUACUGCGGUAACGGCGAGUACGACGGGAUCUAUGACGGUGGAAGUAACACAGACAGCGCAGAGAUUGAGGGCGCUACGCAGACAACUACUGUGCCUACCACAACAGAAGUCAUCACAACUACAAUUGCACCGACUACUUCAGUAUCCUGUGAGUGGUCUCCUUGGAAUGCGUGGACCCAAUGCACACCAAAUAUCUGCUACGCAGAGCGGAGACAUCGCACGCGUUCCUGCCCGUGCGGAAGCGGGAACUGUGAUAAAGGUUAUGACGGAGCGUUUAACUCCGAUGUCCAGUACAAGAUGUGCCCGCUGCAGAACUGUCCGUCACUUGCAACUUCUGGAUGCGGCACUCACACCACGAUGGGUUCCUUUUCAGCGGCUCGGAUCGUGGGUGGUGAGGGGGCCGAUCCCGGGGAGUGGCCCUGGCAGGCACAGCUCCGUGUUCGGGAUGGUGACGGGGAAUUCCAAUUUGCUUGCGGAGGAUCUUUGGUUGACUGGAGGUUUGUGGUGUCAGCGGCUCACUGCUUCCUUGGGACAAGCAACCCAUCAGACUGGAAGGUCGUCCUGGGACGCCAUCAGCAACAUGCAGGAGGUACAGAGUUUGACGUCACCAGUAUCAUUCUCCAUGACGACUACAACAGCGGCACCUCUGAGAACGAUCUGGCCGUGCUGGUGCUGAGCGAACCCGCGCAGUUAACAAGGACCGUGAACCUUGUGUGCCUCCCGCCCUCCGGGGACGAGCAAGGACCGGGGAUCAAGAGCUUCGGGAACGAGUCCAAUUGCUUCAUCACUGGAUGGGGACAUACGGCUUACCAAGGCUUCACCGCCAGUACGCUGCAAGAAGCUAACGUGCCUCUCAUACCGCACAAUGAAUGCUCAAAAGAUGAAGUCUACGGUGACAUGGUGUUGCCUUCAAUGCAGUGUGCUGGGUAUUUUUCAGGUGGGGUCGACUCAUGUCAGGGUGAUUCUGGUGGGCCAUUAGCUUGCACAGCGACCGAAUCCCCUGCUGGAGGGGCUCGGUAUUACCUAGUUGGGGCGACGAGUUGGGGUGUAUCCUGUGCCGGAGUUAACCGCCCAGGAGUCUACACCCGGAUCGCUCCAUAUGUUCGGUGGAUCCAGGAGACCAUGGCUAACAACUAAUCGCAUAAACUUUUUAUUUAUUUUUUUGCCCAAUUUUUUUGGGGUAAAGUUUGCAAAAUUCAGGUAAUAUACACAUUGUAUAAUAAUUAUUAAAGG
Molecule: messenger RNA, 1773 nt
Organism: Asterias rubens (European starfish)
Lineage: Eukaryota; Metazoa; Echinodermata; Asteroidea; Forcipulatida; Asteriidae
Product: transmembrane protease serine 3-like
Exons: 10
Coding region: 1-1677 (558 amino acids)
Biological process (GO): proteolysis
Molecular function (GO): serine-type endopeptidase activity; protein binding
Source: RefSeq, a predicted model, not a curated record